GAACUAUAAAACAACCAAGGAAACUUUCUUGAGCUUUUGAAGUUUCUUUGUGUGCAAAAUGAGAAUGUUAGAGCUGUUUCACUUAAAAAUUCUCUUGAAAAUCUUAAACUCACAUCUCCGAAGAUUCAAAAGGACAUUUGCAAUGCAGUUGCUAUAGAAACUACCAAUGCUAUAAUGGAAGAACUUGGUGAUGAGUUCUUCUCUAUUCUCCUUGAUGACUAUAGGGAUGUUUCAACGAAGGAGCAAAUGGCGGUUACUUUGAGAUAUGUUGAUAAAAGGGGAUGUGUGGUAGAGCGCUUUGUGGGUAUUAAACAUGUUACUAGUACUAGUGCUCUUUCUCUAAAGAAUGCAAUUGAAGACUUAUUUUCGACACACAACUUAAGCAUUUCUAGAUUGCGCGGACAAGGUUACGACGGGGCUAGCAAUAUGCAAGGGGAGUUCAAUGGACUAAAGUCACUUAUUUUGCAGGAGAAUGAAUGUGCAUAUUAUGUUCAUUGUUUUGCUCACCAGCUUCAAUUAGUUCUUGUGGCCUUAGCAAAAAAUCAUUUCCAUAUUGCUGACUUCUUUGCUUUGGUUUCUAACAUUGUUAAUGUUGUUGGAGCCUCAUGCAAACGUCAUGAUGUUCUUCGGGAGAACCGAGCUGCCCAAAUUAUUAAAGCCUUUAGUCUCGAUGAUAUUGCAAGUGGCAAAGGCCUUAAUCAAGAGACCACUCUUAGUCGUGCUAGUGAUACACGUUGGGGAUCACAUUAUGGCACCUUACUUAGGGUGGUUACCAUGUUCAACUCUGUGAUUGAUGUGCUUGAUGUUGUAGUAGAGGAUGCAUCUUCCUCGGAUCAGAAAUUAGAAGCCUUCCAUUUAUUGAAGGGAAUGCAAUUUUUUGACUUUGUGUUCAAUCUACAUUUGAUGAAAUCUGUCUUGGGAAUUACAAAUGACUUGUUGCAGGCAUUACAAAGAAAAGACCAAGACAUUGUAAAUGCCAUGACACAAGUUCAAGUAUCCAAGCAAAGACUCCAAUCAAUGAGGGAUAGUGGAUGGAGUAGUUUGAUGGAUGAAGUUUCUGCUUUUUGUAGAGACAAUAAUAUUGAUGUUCCUAGCAUGGAAAGCCUCUAUGUUGCUCAAGGAAGAUCAAGGCAUAGAGCUCACGAAAAGAUAAUUUCUCAUCACUAUCAUUUCAAAGUUAUGAACAUGGUUUUCAAUAGGCAACUCUAAGAGCUAGACAAUCGUUUUAAUGAGGUGAGCACCGAGUUGCUUCUUUGUGUUGCAUGCCUAAAUCCAUCCAACUCAUUUGCAAGUUUUGACAAGCAAAGGUUGAACCGCUUUGCCGAAUUUUAUCCUAAAGACUUCUCGUGUAUUGAACUUUUGGCAACUUUGGACCAACUUGAGAAUUUCAUCAUUUGUGCGCUCUAGUUUCGAGUUUUCAAAUUUAAAAGGAAUUGGUGAUCUUGCUCAAAAGAUGGUUGAGACCCGAAGAGAUAUAGGGUAUCCAUUGGUAUACAAACUGUUGAAGUUGGCCUUAGUUUUACCUGUUUCGACUGCUACAGUAGAGAGGGCUUUUUCUGCUGUGAAGAUUGUGAAGAGUCGACUUCGUAACCAGAUGGGUGAUCAAUGGAUGCAUGAUAGUUUGGUUGUCUAUAUUGAGAGAGAGAUUUUUGAUAGCAUUUCAAAUUAAGCUAUCAUGAAUCGAUUCCAGAAUAUGACAAAUCGACGUGGUCAAUUGUAGGUGAAAUGAUAUGUAAUGGACGGAUAUGCUUUUUUGCUUAUAUAUUAAAAGUCGGUAUCUCUUUUUGGUUAUUGUUCUAUUGUUUUUGUUAUUUUUCAAGUCAUUGUGUACAAGUGCAAAAUUAUAUGUGUUGUAUAUGCUUGACGGCUUGACCCCAGUGUAAUGAAAUCCUAGUUCCGC
Molecule: messenger RNA, 1900 nt
Organism: Rhododendron vialii
Lineage: Eukaryota; Viridiplantae; Streptophyta; Magnoliopsida; Ericales; Ericaceae
Exons: 1
Coding region: 175-1209 (344 amino acids)
Source: RefSeq, a predicted model, not a curated record